Molecule: messenger RNA, 807 nt
Organism: Metarhizium brunneum ARSEF 3297
Lineage: Eukaryota; Fungi; Ascomycota; Sordariomycetes; Hypocreales; Clavicipitaceae
Molecular function (GO): hydrolase activity
Source: RefSeq, a predicted model, not a curated record
AUGGACAUUCAGAUUCUCUCUGAUUUGCACCUUGAAUCUCCAAAGGCCUACGACCUGUAUACCAUUCCUCCAAAGGCACCAUAUCUAGCCCUCCUCGGCGAUAUUGGCAAUGUCGUUGCCCACAAAGAUGAUAUUCUCGCUUUCCUAACGAGACAUCUUUGUCUAUUUAAGGCAAUUCUCUUCGUGCCAGGGAAUCACGAAGCAUAUCACUCGAGCUGGGAAGAAACUAUCGCUGUUCUUAGUGCAUUUGAGGAACAAGUCGAACGCGACAGUUCACUCGGCCACUUUGCGGUGCUUGAUCGCGGUUCAUAUCGCCCACCAGGGUCAGAUACUGUCAUCUUGGGCUGCAGUCUUUUCUCUCAUAUCCCCGAAGAAAGCCAGAUGGCUGUAGAGAUGGGCCUGAAUGAUUUCUUUCUUAUUCAAGAUUGGACUGUGGCGGAUCACAAUAACGCCCAUCGGCGCGAUCUUGGCUGGUUAAAUGGCGAGGUAGCCAAGCUCGAGGACCACUGUGAUGCCACCAACAUCAUUAUUUUUACUCACUGGAGUCCAUCUCGGCUUCCUGGCGUUUCAGAUGCCAAACAUCUGAUGAGCCCUAUUACCAGCGGAUUUUCCACGGAUCUAGUAAACGAACGAUGCUUUAAUAGUAUUAUAGUCAAGGUGUGGGCUUUCGGCCACACGCAUUAUAAUUGCGAUGUUGAGAUGGAGCGAGAAAGUGGCGCAGGGAUGCUAAGGCUGCUGGCUAAUCAGCGAGGGUAUUAUUUCGCGCAGGCUGAUGGGUUUGACGUUGAAAAGACCAUCCGACUAUAA